AUGGUUACGACUACGGAAUUACUCAGCCAUAAUGGUUAUUACAUCCCUAGUUUUGCUCAGGUACGAUGCCUACAUAUGGGUGAAAACUUUAAAUACAUGUUUGGUUUGGAUCUCGCAGAAAAUGAGUUGAGUGGUGAAAUCCCAGUAGAGCUUGGGGGUCUUCUUGAACUACGAGCUCUCAAUCUUUCUCACAAUAAAUUAUCAGGUGUAAUACCAGAAAGUUUUUCAGGUAUAAAGGACGUGGAAAGACUUGAUCUUUCUUUCAAUAAACUACAUCCCACCACAACUAACAGAUUUCAUGAGCCGCCUAGCUGUCUUCAAUGUAUCAUACAAUAA
This is a messenger RNA of Arabis nemorensis, 336 nucleotides long. The record is from the annotation of a GenBank genome assembly. NCBI's taxonomy places the organism in Eukaryota, Viridiplantae, Streptophyta, Magnoliopsida, Brassicales, Brassicaceae.